GGGACUCCCCCGAAUCUACUGAGGAGACGGACUUUUAUUAAACAUUCAACUCUCCCGGCUCCAAACCAGACUAGGGGAACCGCGGGGAUGUGCAUGUCUAACAAGCUACGCGGGCGAUCCCCAUAAACUUUUUUGAAAAUCGGCGGAUAAAGAGGGUGUUUGAAGGGCUCCUACCCUGGGUGGAGGCUAUUGUGAGGGGCAUGGGGGCAUAGGGCAUUAUCGAGUGCCCAACGAUAAUACUACCCCACUUCCAACUUCUUCUCUGGACAAGAUUCCUCAUUUCUAGCCCGGGUUGGGCGCUAGUUUACCAAGAGCCCUCGCAACCUGAGCCCCCAUCUGAGCUGGAAGCCGAGGCCCAGAGAGGGAAAGCAGCUUGCCCAAGGUCACAAAGCCAGAAGGAGGUCGAGGCAGAGUUUAAUGCAGGUCCAAGGACUCCCAGGCCAGUGUUCUCCACGAGCGUCUCCCGUGCGCCUACGUUGAGAGCUCGAGUCUUUCCGACGGCAGUAGAGCCCAGGCUGGCCGGGGACCCGAGUUCUGAUUCGGGAAGGGCGUGACCACCUACCGUCCCCCGCCAGGCUUCGGCGCCAGCCGGGGGUUGAGUGGUGGUCUCCGAGGUCUGCGAUGCAGCUCCCUGCUCCUGCUAGGGCGGAGCCAGAUCCGACAGGCGAGCUGGCCAAUGACGCGUGGACUCUAGGCCUGGCAGCCAAUCGGGGGCCGGGGGCGCGGAGCCGGCAGGGAGGCGGGGCGUUGGAGCUUCUGGGUGCUCCGCAGGCUGCCGGCCCCAGCCCUACCCCCGCGGUGGGUCCCGGCCGUACCCUGCCCAGCGGGCACUCGCGGAUACUGGCCGUACACUGUGGCCGGCCAGGCCCACGGCACUGAGCGUGCAGGGAGGACAGACCUGCAGUCCCCCACCCGAGUCCUGGGGGUUCUCCCCGCCCCGGCCUCCCUGUCAGCGGCCACCACCUCCAGCCUCUCGGAGCCCCGGAGAGGAUAAACACCCAGGGAGGCAGGGAGCUCCCUUUAUCCAAGGAGGUGGCCGUGCAGGUGGCCACAGGCUGGGGCACUCCUCAUGUCAGAAGUGAGUGGGCAGGCUGACUGACCACAGGCAGCCUCUUGCCUAGUGCCCUUUUGGCAUCAGCAUGGACUCCAGGAUCCCAUCCGCUAGAGGCUGGUUCAGCAGCCAUCCGCCCACUUCUGAGCCUGACCUGGAGCCUGCCACAGAAGGGCCAGCCCCCGAAACUACCACCCUCGGCCCAGAAGUCACCAGCUUUAACAGCACCAGAAUCCCUGAUGUGGCUGGUGGCACAGCCGGCGUGGGCACAAUGCUUCUGUCCUUCGGGAUCAUCACGGUGAUUGGUCUGGCUGUGGCCAUGGUUUUGUAUAUCAGGAAGAAGAAGAGACUGGAGAAGCUGCGCCACCAGCUCAUGCCCAUGUACAACUUUGACCCCACGGAGGAACAGGACGAGCUGGAGCAGGAGCUACUGGAGCACGGGCGGGACGCCGCCUCCAUGCAGGCAGCUGCCUCCGGGCAGGCCAUGCAGGGCAAGACCAGCCUCCCCUCCCAGGGCCUGCUGCAGAGGCCCAGCCGGCUGGUGUUCACUGACGUGGCCAACGCCAUCCACACGUGAGCGGUCCAGGGACAGGCCUCGAGCUCUGAUGGAGACACCCUCUGCAGUGCCCAGAUUGCUGCCCACUCCCUGAACAUCAAGACCUACUCUUGGGACCUGCCCUGCCAAAGAGGAAAGGGCUGGGCAAGGCCCCAGCUGUUCUGAGGAUCCACCUGCUGACUUUCCAGGCUCUAAGAGAGGCCCCUGGCCAUGUUGGGUGUCUGACCGCCGACCUCCCCAAGCUGGAGGGCCCUGGCAUGGGGGGCGGCUCCCAUGCCGGAAGGUCAAGAGCCACUGCUGGCUUUCUUGUCUCCUCUCGGGACCCUUCACCUCAGGGUCUGCUUCCUGGAAUCUGGAGGAAAUGGA
This is a messenger RNA of Choloepus didactylus (southern two-toed sloth), 1973 nucleotides long. RefSeq names its product chromosome 1 C3orf18 homolog (gene C1H3orf18). The coding region runs from base 1140 to 1628 and encodes 162 amino acids. Lineage: Eukaryota; Metazoa; Chordata; Mammalia; Pilosa; Megalonychidae. The record is from RefSeq and is a predicted model, not a curated record. The transcript is spliced from 5 exons.